This is a messenger RNA of Spirometra erinaceieuropaei, 716 nucleotides long. NCBI's taxonomy places the organism in Eukaryota, Metazoa, Platyhelminthes, Cestoda, Diphyllobothriidea, Diphyllobothriidae. The record is from the annotation of a GenBank genome assembly.
AUGAACUUAUUUCAAUUUCUAAGUACUCCGAAUUUUGAUUUUAUUGAAGGACUUUCGCCAUCCAAUUGUGCCCAGUUAUAUGUGGCCUCCUACAAAGCCCAACAACGGAAACGGAUACGAAGUUUAAGCUUAUUCCUUUAUGCCGUUACGCCUACCAUGACGUCAUUUCCUUGCCGAAGGUAUUCUCUUAACUGCAAAUCUCUAUGUUCAGUUGCGAAGCUGUCUAAUGCGGCUGGUGGAGUCCUAUAAUGUCUCGAAUUUCGUGAAGGCCGCAUUCAGUACGCUAACUAGUUUAACUGUACGGGUGCCGAUUCAUACCAGUGAACAGGUUCGUUAGAAGAAUAUUCAACUUUAUUUCCUAUAUGUCAUAUUCUUUUUGAAAUUUCGACGCCGUUUUUAUUGUGUACUUUUCUAUCAUUAUUUGCUGAUGUCCCAUUACUGUGUUCCUCCUGUUUUUGCAGGUUGACUAUAUUUUACAGUUUCUGCUGAAGGAAACAAGACGAGAUGUGAAAUUAAGCCUUCUUUCGGAUCUUUCUCAACUAGCAGGCUAUCUCCCAAACCAAUGGAGUGUCUCGCAAACACAUGUGCGUCUAAGAUGGGGGCAUCUCUUCCGCCAAUCUCCCAAUACCGUUUGUUUGCGUCCUUUUAACAGCUUUACAGUCUUACGUUUAUUUUUGAUUGUCUGGGCCCUUGUUGCACCUAUAUACAGCCCUGCU